AUGCCGGGAUACGCCAAAUUCAUGAAAGAACUGGUUACAAAGAAAAGGUGCUUGGAAUAUGAAACGAUAAAGGUGCCCCAUAGUUGCAGUGCAAUUAUGACAAAUGAUUCAAUAACUAAGAGAAAAGAUCUUGAAGCAUUCACAGUCCCGUGCAUGAUUGGCAUGCUCCAAUUUGCUAAUGCCUUGUGCGACUUAGGGGCAAGUAUCAACUUGAUGCCUUAUGCAAUAUACAAGAGACUUGGUUUGGGUGAACCAAAGGCAACCACAAUGAGACUCCACAUGGCUGAUCGAUCAAUCAAGCACCCAAUGAGAAUACUCUAUGAAAUAUUAGAAAAAGUGGAUCGGUUCAUCUUUUCGACUGAUUUUGUGAUUCUAGACUGUGAGAUCGAUGUUGAAAUUCCCAUUAUUUUGGGAAGGCCUUUCUUAGCUAUAGGGAGAGCACUGGUGGAUGUUGAAAGCAGGAAAUUGAAGUUCUGUGUGAAUGAUGAUGUGGUGACCUUCAAUAUAUGUAAGUCCAUGAAGCAACCAAGUAACAUCCAUGUGGUGUCCACUAAUGAUGUGAUAGAUAAGGCAGUGGCAAGUGUGAGUCAUUUAAUGCUCAAGAAUGAGCCCCUUGAAUAUGUGGUUGCUAAUUAUGAUGAAUCCGAAGUUCAGGGUUACGAGGAAGUGGUAGAUGCUUUAUCAAUAUUAGGAGCAUAUUCAUGGAAUCCAAUCAAAUUGGAUAUCUAUCUGAAAAAUAGAGAAAGUCCCCCUGCUAAACCAUCAGCAGAAGAACCACCGAAUUUGGAUUUAAAAGUCCUACCCUCACAUCUCAAAUAUGUCUUCUUAGGAGCCAAUAAUACUCUACCGGUAAUUAUUGCCGCCAAUCUGCUUGAAAGGCAGGUGAAAUUUCUCAUUGAAGUACUGCGGAAGCACAUAAAAGCUAUUGGAUGGACAAUAGCCGAUAUAGUAGGAAUUCGUCUUGGCAUCUGCACUAACAAAAUCUGGCUCGACAAGGAAUGCAAGCCUAGUGUGGAACAUCAACGGAGAUUAAACCCUCCAAUGCAAGAGGUGGUAAAAAUGGAAAUCAUCAAGUGGCUAGAUGCAGAGGUGAUAUACCCUAUUGCAGAUAGUAUUGUUCUUGGGCAUAAGGUGUCACAAAAGGGGCUGGAGGUUGACAAGGCAAAGAUUGAGGUCAUUGAGAAAUUACCGCCACCGAUUUCAGUAAAAGGUGUUCGCAGCUUCUUAGGGCAAGCAGGAUUUUAUAGAAGGUUCAUUAAAGAAUUCUCAAAGAUUGCACUCCCAUUAUGCAAACUCCUAGAGAAGGAAGUGAAAUUCCACUUUAAUGAUGUUUGUAUUGCUUUAUUUCAGUGUUUGAAAGAGAAACUAAUAUCCACCCCGAUCAUCAUCAUCCCUAAUUGGUCCGAAUCUUUUGAGUUAAUGUGUGAUGUCAGCGGUAUGGCACUAGGGGUUGUGUUGGGGCAGAAGCGCAAGAAACUAUUUUACCCAAUCUACUACGCAAGAAAGACUCUAAAUAGUGCCCAACAAAAUUAUACGAUCACCAAACAAGAGUUGCUUGCAGUAGUCUAUGCAAUUGAAAAAUUCAGGGCGUACUUUCUAGGCACCAAAGUAAUCGGACACACUGAUCAUGCUGCACUCCGUUAUUUAAUGGCAAAGAAAGAUGCAAAACCAUGA
Molecule: messenger RNA, 1674 nt
Organism: Solanum tuberosum (potato)
Lineage: Eukaryota; Viridiplantae; Streptophyta; Magnoliopsida; Solanales; Solanaceae
Exons: 2
Coding region: 1-1674 (557 amino acids)
Source: RefSeq, a predicted model, not a curated record